This is a messenger RNA of Mugil cephalus (flathead mullet), 2523 nucleotides long. RefSeq names its product SEC61 translocon subunit alpha 1 (gene sec61a1a). Gene Ontology annotation, molecular function: signal sequence receptor activity; ribosome binding; transmembrane protein transporter activity. Gene Ontology annotation, biological process: SRP-dependent cotranslational protein targeting to membrane, translocation; post-translational protein targeting to membrane, translocation. Bases 142 to 1572 code for a protein of 476 amino acids. Gene Ontology annotation, cellular component: membrane; Sec61 translocon complex. NCBI's taxonomy places the organism in Eukaryota, Metazoa, Chordata, Actinopteri, Mugiliformes, Mugilidae. The transcript has 12 exons. The record is from RefSeq and is a predicted model, not a curated record.
UCGUGUCUCUAGUGGUGACGUGUCUCUAAAGUUUCUCCUCCUCCUCUUCCUCUUCCUCCUCCUCCCGGUCUCUCACUAGUCAGAUUGAGUCUGGUCAGAUUUCCACAGUAAAGACGGGUACAAGAGGACACUUGGAACACCAUGGGCAUCAAAUUCCUGGAGGUGAUAAAGCCAUUCUGCGCAGUGCUGCCAGAAAUCCAAAAACCUGAAAGAAAGAUCCAGUUCAGAGAAAAGGUGCUAUGGACCGCCAUCACUCUUUUCAUCUUUCUAGUGUGUUGCCAAAUUCCCCUCUUUGGCAUAAUGUCUUCAGACUCUGCAGAUCCUUUCUACUGGAUGAGAGUAAUCCUGGCUUCAAACAGAGGUACUCUGAUGGAGCUGGGUAUCUCGCCCAUUGUCACCUCCGGACUGAUCAUGCAGCUUCUUGCUGGAGCAAAGAUCAUUGAAGUUGGAGACACCCCAAAGGACAGAGCCCUCUUCAAUGGAGCGCAGAAAUUAUUCGGAAUGAUCAUCACCAUUGGCCAGGCUAUUGUGUAUGUGAUGACUGGCAUGUACGGGGAUCCGUCAGAGAUGGGCGCAGGAAUCUGUCUGCUUAUCAUCAUUCAGCUGUUUGUUGCAGGGCUGAUUGUGCUGCUGCUGGAUGAGCUGCUGCAGAAGGGCUACGGUCUCGGUUCAGGGAUCUCACUGUUCAUUGCCACCAACAUCUGUGAGACGAUUGUCUGGAAAGCAUUCAGCCCAACCACUGUGAACACUGGAAGAGGUACGGAGUUUGAAGGAGCAGUCAUUGCUCUUUUCCAUCUGCUGGCUACAAGGACGGACAAAGUGCGUGCUCUGAAGGAGGCCUUCUACAGACAGAACCUGCCCAACCUCAUGAACCUCAUCGCCACAGUGUUUGUUUUUGCUGUAGUGAUAUACUUUCAGGGAUUCAGGGUGGAUCUGCCCAUCAAGUCAGCUCGCUACCGCGGCCAGUACAACACCUACCCCAUCAAGCUGUUUUACACCUCCAACAUUCCCAUCAUCCUUCAGUCUGCCCUAGUCUCCAACUUGUACGUUAUCUCCCAGAUGCUUUCCACUCGCUUCAGUGGCAAUUUCCUGGUUAACCUGCUGGGAACGUGGUCUGACGCAACAUCUAGUGGCCCAGCCCGUGCCUACCCUGUUGGUGGUCUCUGUUACUACCUCUCCCCCCCGGAGUCCUUUGACACUGUCCUCGAUGACCCAGUCCACGCGCUGGUCUACAUCUUCUUCAUGCUCGGCUCAUGCGCCUUCUUCUCUAAAACCUGGAUUGAAGUGUCAGGUUCCUCUGCGAAAGAUGUGGCAAAACAGCUGAAGGAACAGCAGAUGGUAAUGAGGGGACACAGAGAAACCUCAAUGGUCCAUGAACUGAACAGGUACAUUCCCACAGCUGCUGCCUUUGGUGGACUGUGUAUCGGCGGUUUGUCAGUGAUGGCAGACUUCCUGGGAGCUAUUGGCUCAGGCACCGGUAUCCUGCUGGCUGUCACCAUCAUCUACCAGUACUUUGAGAUCUUUGUGAAAGAACAGAGUGAAGUCGGCAGCAUGGGGGCCCUGCUCUUCUAGAAAAAAAAGCCAAUGCCCUGGCACCUUCUACCAACUUUUAUUCGGAUCACCAACCUUGCAUUUAUUUACCAACAACCGUGCAAACCCCUGCAUCAUCAGCUCUGCAAUUUCAGGACAUUUGGGGAACCCUCAGGAAUCUCAGCUGCAAUGGGAUGCUGCGAGGUGAUGUUAACAUUCACAUCAUAUCUUCCAAAGUGACACAGAGAACACCCUUUCAGCUGUACUCCAACAGAUUUUCUACCUGAUUUGAGAUUAAAGCGCCUCAAGUUUUUUUUUUUAAAAGGCUUCCUGUGGGAGUUUAGUCUCUUCUCUUCUUUUCAGACUGACAAGCGAGCGCUUCAGUAUGCAGGCAUACUUGAUUUGGAUGAUGCGGUCAAUAGCCUGCUGUGUGCUUAGUGUUAUCUUAGUUUAUUCUUCUCCUUCAGACUUUAUUUUAUUUUUUUGUUUACCUGCCAAUCAGGUGAAGGUGUGGACCAGAAGCUGAACAGUUGGACGCUGAGUCAAGUACUGUCUAUGUUCCUGCAUUGAGACCCUGUGUUAUAGCUUGUAUUUGAUCAGGGUCCUGUGAGAAGAGGACGUGGAGCUCACAUUGGGUUCCAGCUUCAAAAAUAAUGGUUUGAACAGUCAUCCAGUGUCCUUGUUGUUUUAAUGUGUGGCAUUCCCAGGGAGCUGCAGUAUUAACUCUUAUGUCACACUCAUUCUUGUUACCCACAUCCGAGGAACUCUUGUUUUUUUCCCCCUAAUUGUCUGCUUUACACAUACUUACACUAAUCACUUUUUCAGACAAGUAAUCAUUUUCUGUACAUAGGCCAUGCAUUGAAUAACUUUGAAUUUGUCUUAAGUGUAAGAUAAAGUCUUUGAAUAUGUUUAAAAAAAAAAAAAAAAAAUUCAUUUCAGAACAAACUUGUAUAAAAAAACAUUCGCAAUAAAACAUUUUUGUGAAGAAAGUUA